AUUGCCUCCACCAGGCAUUUUUCUUUAACACGCAUUCUAACCAAAGAAAUGAUGUAAUCGAUCCUAAAAUGAGUCAUUUCCCCGACAAUUUCUCGUCUUUCGCUUAUUUUAUGUACCGUGGAAACUAGCCAUCCUGUCUUUCGUCCGAAGUCCGCUCGUGCUCUGCAUUCAUUGACGAACUUCAAACAUUGACUGACCAAAUACGAUAUUAAAAUCAUCCUUUUGCUUAUUCGAUGGAGGUGUGAUAAUCAGACUUUAACCCGCUUCGCUGUAGACUCCCAACAACUGGUCAAAGGUUUCCAAAGGAUAGAAUCACGACUAACGUCGAUCCACCAUUGUUAGUAUUGCCGAGAUUGCUUCGGACUUUCAAUUUUGUGAAGUGGCGUGUCUGGUGUUAGAACGUCAACCUAGUCAUCUGUACUAUCAAAACCCUUUCCAAUGAUGUCGAAUCUUCUUUUCUUGUAUGGAACCAUCAAAUCAGGUCAGCCCAAUCAUUCGUCUGUUCCAGUAGAUGGUCCUGGACUAUGUAAAUGUCUCGGCACUGGACAGACAGAAACAAAAUGGCCGCUGGUGAUCGCAACAAAAUACAACAUUCCCUUUCUCCUGGACUGUGAAGGGGAAGGAUAUAACGUCCAAGGUGAGGUGUACGAGAUAGAUAACGAUAUCCUUGCUGACAUCGACGAAAAGGAAGGCUACCCAGAUCACUACGAUCGUCGGAAGGUCAAGAUCAUCAUGGACAAAAUGGCGGAUGGCUCCGAGCGGACGACCUUGGAAUGCUGGUUCUACCUGUUACCAAGAUUCAGGCAAUCCCUACUUGCACUUGAAAAGCACGAGAGUUACGACAGCUAUGGCGCCCACGGCAAACAAUACAUCCAGAUGUAUGAUCAUAAGAACAAUGAAUGGCUAGAAACCAUGGAGACAGUACAUAAAGAGAUUGCCUUAUUACAAGAGAGAGAUGAAGUGCACGCCUGAUUACAAUUUUCUCACUGUUGAGACAAUGUUUGUAGAUUAUUUUUUUAUUUCCUUUCGAACCGUAAUUACAUUUAUUCAGUUUAUUAUAUAAGUGUUCUCUAGAAAUGUAAUAUUUUUAUAUGCCUUCCAUCAUGGUGGUAUGCUAUAACUAUUAAUAUUGAUAAUAAUACCAGCUUAAUAGCUUAUUUAUUAUAGCGCUCAACAUUUCGGCCUACUUCUGACACCCGAAGUAGGCCAUCACGAAAUGUUAACAACCCAUCAUUCACAUACAAUCAUUUUAUCGCAUUUCGUGUAAAAUUAGAAGGUAUAUGGGCAUCAAAUAUUGAAUGUUUCCUCCCGUACAUCACUGGAUGAUUUUAAAUAGGUCCAACUACAUUAUCAAAAGAGAAGAAGAACAUGAAUGGAGAAUACUCUUAAAUGUCACGGUGGCCUACAGUUGUAAAUUCAAAUGAUUUGCAAGAGUACUUAUUUCGAGCAAUAAUGUUGAAGUGGAAAAGCGAUAAUUGCCUUUAGUAGUUAAUUGUCACAAUGAAAUAUGACAUGAGCUAAUUUUAGGAAGUAAGAGUCAUUACAAGACUUAUUAAAGAGCAAAACUGAACAUCGUACAGACAUUCUUUAGCAUACUAAAAGUUGCUUUGAUACGGU
Lytechinus variegatus (green sea urchin) is the source of this 1617-nucleotide messenger RNA. Its product is annotated as putative gamma-glutamylcyclotransferase CG2811. The record is from RefSeq and is a predicted model, not a curated record. The coding region runs from base 439 to 972 and encodes 177 amino acids. The transcript has 3 exons. NCBI's taxonomy places the organism in Eukaryota, Metazoa, Echinodermata, Echinoidea, Temnopleuroida, Toxopneustidae. Gene Ontology annotation, molecular function: gamma-glutamylaminecyclotransferase activity.